AUGUCCGUCCCUGCACCCCAGCACCACCUGCCUCUGUCUUCCUUGCUACUGCCUCUGCUGCUGGGACUUACAGGAGUGACAGGUGAGGAGGAGCUGCAGGUGACUCAGCCUGAGACGGUGUCGGUCGCAGCUGGAGAGACGGCCAUUCUGCCCUGCACAGUCUCCACUCUGCAACCCUUGGGGCCCACGUACUGGUUCAGGGGUACUGGACCAGAUCGGCAGCUAAUCUACAAUUUCAAAGGAACCCACGAACACUUACCUCUCUACCCCCGAGUAGGAAAUGUGGCAGACAUCACACAAAGAAACAACAUGGAAUUUUCCAUCAGCAUCAGCAACAUCACCCUGGCCGACGCCAACACCUACUAUUGUGUGAAGUUCAUGAAAGGGACCCCUGAUAUGGAGUUUAAGUCUGGUGCUGGGACUCGGCUCACUGUGAGUGCCAAGCCCUCUGCCCCUGUGGUAUUGGGCCCCUCAGCGAGGAUCUCACCUGGGCAGACAGUAAGCUUCACCUGCGAGUCCCAUGGCUUCUCCCCCAGAGAUGUCACCCUGAAGUGGUUCAAAAAUGGGAAUGAGCUCCCAGCCCUCCAGACCGAGGUGGUCCCACUAAAGGACGGUGUGUCCUACAACGUCUCCAGCAAGACCCAGGUGAUGCUGACCCUAGAAGACAUCUACUCACAGGUCAUCUGUGAGGUGGCCCACACUACCUUACAGGCCUCUCUUCGUGGGACAGCCAACUUGUCUGAGACCAUCCGAGUUCCACCUACCUUGGAGACCACCCAACUGACCAUUCCAGGGAACCAGGUGAACAUCAUCAGCCAA
This is a messenger RNA of Chrysochloris asiatica (Cape golden mole), 819 nucleotides long. Its product is annotated as signal-regulatory protein beta-1 isoform 3-like. The annotation marks the transcript as partial. NCBI's taxonomy places the organism in Eukaryota, Metazoa, Chordata, Mammalia, Afrosoricida, Chrysochloridae. The record is from RefSeq and is a predicted model, not a curated record. The transcript is spliced from 4 exons. Gene Ontology annotation, cellular component: plasma membrane. Gene Ontology annotation, biological process: positive regulation of T cell activation; positive regulation of phagocytosis.